Messenger RNA from Pseudonaja textilis, 5228 nucleotides. Lineage: Eukaryota; Metazoa; Chordata; Lepidosauria; Squamata; Elapidae. The record is from RefSeq and is a predicted model, not a curated record.
GCGCGCGUGUGCCUGUGCAAUCGCUUAUUACAGUAGACCAGCUGAAGGGUCAGCCAGGGAAUAUAUUUAUACACUCCGGCGCGCGCAUGCCCGCCCAAGAAGCGCUCUCCUCAGCCGGGCCAGCCUCACUUUCUUCGCUUGGCCGGCCUCGGCUGAAGACGCAGCAGGGUCGCCCAGCUCCGGAGCUUGAGAAGCGGACGAGCCGUUCCAAGCGCCGGGGAAAAGAAGCAGCGCAGUCGCGGAGCCGUUCCGGUCGGGAAGGCGAGCCUGCCAGCCGGCGUGAGGCUCUACAAGACUCCUGUUCUCCGGCAAGAAACAUGGAACAAGUGAACUGACGUGAAAUCCCAUUCUGCUGCUGCCCAGCGAUGGGUUGUGUACAAUGCAAGAAAAAGAAGGCGAACCAAACUCAGACCAAGAGCAACGAUGGAGCCAUUAACCCACCGCCCAACUCCUGCUAUGAUCCUAACUCCUCCCAUCAGAACCCUCCCAACUUCACACGGAUCCCAGAUUUCAACAACUUCCCAGGGACCCCAGGGCCUUUGACUCCAGCUGGUCCUGGGGUCUCCGUGCUCUACCCAGCACCCUCCAUUCACAUGCCAGGAAUGGGGAUCACAGGUGGCGGAGUGACCCUUUUUAUUGCCUUGUAUGAUUAUGAAGCCAGAACAGAAGACGAUCUGACAUUCGUCAAAGGAGAGAAAUUCCAUAUCAUCAACAACACAGAGGGUGACUGGUGGGAGGCACGCUCCCUGACCACGGGAACCACCGGCUACAUCCCCAGCAAUUACGUGGCUCCUGUGGACUCGAUCCAAGCGGAAGAGUGGUACUUUGGGAAGAUCGGCCGGAAGGAUGCUGAGAGGCAGCUGCUGUGCCAUGGCAACCCCCGGGGGACCUUUCUCAUUCGCGAGAGCGAAACCACCAAAGGUGCCUACUCAUUAUCUAUCCGGGAUUGGGAUGAGAUGAAGGGAGACCACAUCAAGCAUUACAAGAUCCGGAAGCUGGACAGCGGUGGCUAUUACAUCACCACCCGGACACAGUUUGAGACUGUGCAACAUCUGGUGCAGCAUUACAGAGAGAGAGCUGCAGGAUUGUGUUGCCGCCUAGCCGUGCCGUGCCCUAAGGGGAUGCCCAAACUGGCAGACCUGUCCGUCAAAACCAAAGACGUCUGGGAGAUUCCUCGCGAGUCGUUGCAGCUCAUCAAGAAACUGGGCAAUGGGCAAUUUGGGGAAGUGUGGAUGGGCACUUGGAAUGGCACCACCAAAGUGGCAGUCAAGACGCUGAAACCUGGAACCAUGUCUCCAGAAGCUUUUCUGGAGGAAGCCCAGAUCAUGAAGCGCUUACGGCAUGACAAACUGGUGCAACUGUAUGCUGUGGUAUCAGAAGAGCCCAUUUACAUUGUGACUGAGUUCAUGAGCCAAGGUAGCUUGCUAGAUUUUUUGAAAGACGGGGAUGGCCGUUUCUUGAAGUUGCCCCAACUGGUGGACAUGGCCGCACAGAUUGCAGCUGGAAUGGCUUACAUUGAGCGAAUGAAUUACAUCCACCGGGAUCUGCGUGCUGCCAACAUCCUUGUGGGCGACAACCUUGUGUGCAAAAUUGCUGACUUUGGCCUCGCCCGCCUCAUUGAAGACAAUGAAUACACAGCUCGCCAAGGUGCCAAAUUUCCCAUUAAGUGGACAGCUCCAGAAGCCGCUCUCUAUGGCAAGUUCACCAUCAAGUCAGACGUGUGGUCUUUCGGCAUCCUCCUGACAGAACUUGUGACCAAGGGCCGAGUACCGUACCCAGGCAUGAACAACCGGGAGGUGUUGGAACAAGUGGAACGGGGUUACCGCAUGCCCUGUCCUGGGAAUUGCCCUCCAUCGCUGCACGAUCUGAUGGUGCAGUGCUGGAGGAAGGAGCCUGAGGAGCGCCCUACUUUUGAAUACCUCCAAUCAUUUCUAGAAGACUACUUCACUGCUACAGAGCCUCAGUACCAGCCAGGAGACAACCAACUGUAACCGAUGGAUGGUGACCAUGGAGAGCUCCCCCUGCCCUCACGGGGGGAACCUCCCACAAGUCUGGUGGGACACUGGGACACACAGCAGAAAUCUCUUCCCUCUCCAGGGCCAGGAACCGAGGGUCCCACCUUGUAGAACUGGGCUUAGAACUCCUUUCUUUUUCAUUUUAAUUUUAUUCCUUGGGUGUGUGGGGGAGUGACCUUGCUUUUUUUUUAUCAUUGUGGUUUUGUGUUUUAAAUUCUGACUCAUCCCAAAUAGACGCCAGGUCAGUUUUUGGAGAUUUUUUUUUUAAAAGAUGGAGAUGAUGAGGAGUGAGGGUGUAGAUGGCCAGAGGAGAGGUUUUGUUUGUUUUAAUAGUCCAUCCUCUCUUAAUUAAGUUACUUCUGUGAUAACUGGAGAACCUUUGGCCCUUAAAAAGUUCCCCUGGGGUUCUCUGAAGAGCCUUCAUACUUCGGCCCGAUUGGUUCCAGCCCACAACAAGGGACUGGGGGGGUUGUAGCCCCAAAUGUUUGAACGCACCUUUUCCCUAACCCUGAUGCAGCCUACAAGGAUAAAGACAGGAGGUCUUCAGGGCCACAGCAGGAAGAAAUUUGCACAAUGAAGAUACCUAGCCAUCCUGCAGCCAGUGUUCUCCAGAUAGAUUGUGACGGCAUCUCUCAGAAUUCACCAGCUUGCAAGGGCUACGCCGGCUGGGAAUUCUGAGAGUUGUAGUCUCAUGGCAUCAGAUAUGAUGGGUUCCAGUUGCGGCGGAACUCCCGACUGUCCUUAUGCCAUUGGCCAAAAAAAUCUGGGUUUGAUAAGCACGUUUUAAGUCCUGCAAGAUCUGGAUUUCUUUCCUCCCCAUUCUGCGACGUGGCCAUAAUAUGGACAACGGGCCCAAUUUUUCUUUUCCUUCCUCAUUGGCCCUCAUGCUCCGAAUUUGUGACUUGGUACUAUCUGGAUAUCAUGUCUGAAAGCUUUUUGAGUUAACAACUACGAUAGGAGAAUGAAUGUGGGAAGAAUCCAUGAGACUAGGUUGAUUCGUCAAUGUCAGCCUUUUUCUCGAGAGGGUCAGCUUGGCUCUGAAAUGAUACCCUGGGGGCUGCACUUCAAAAAAGGAGAUGGGUCAGGACACAGCCCUAAUUCGCUGGUGCGUAAGGGAAGCAGACAGGGUUGUCUACGACAACGUAAAGGAAAGGUGUGUGCCAAAAUGGCUCUGGAGGCUGUUUACAGAAGGAGAGAGUGCCUGAGCUGAUUACUGUGGAACUGUGAAGUGUCUGUUCCAUAGCCACAUGGUGCCUUCUGACAAUAAGAUGACGCGCCUUACCAGAUGGGGGCUUGUGCACCAUCCCUUGAAAAUUAAUGAUUUUUGCUUGUCAACUGGAAGCCGUUCCAAAUGUUCCUUGCCAGAUGUGCUGGGACUGCAGUGUCCAAAAUUCCUAGCCAGCAAUUAACAGCCCUAGCAAAUUUGGAGGAAACAGCUGCCUUCCCUGGUAUCCGUAUCCCAGCUAUUCACCCACAAUCUUUUUUCUCCCUCUGCACAAGAAUCCUCUAAUCUUGAACCCUGGCAGGGAUGUUGAGGAAUCUGCCAUAGCUCAUUCAUAGGACCCUAUCCAUAAUUUUGGGAGGGAAGCGGUGAUUUCAAUACUAAUCAAAGAAUAUUGGAGGGUGGCCUGCCAGGUAGGGUUGCAUUAAAAUUCCAUCACCCUUGAUCCCUGUUAGUUGGGACCACUGAAAGUUGGAGUCCAGGAACAUCUGGAGAGCCACUGGUUCUCCAAACUGUCCUAAGAAGUGUUUCAGUGGAAACAUAGAAGAUAAGCGUUGUAGAUGUCUAAAAACAGCUACAGUGAAGACUGCCAUAGAACCAGGGGGUGAAAAAAAUGAGUUUAAUUUCCAUCUCUCCCUGUAAUUUGAAAUACAGCCAAGAGACUGGAAAUUGCUGAAACAACCGAACUAUCACAUUGCACUGGGCUGAUAGUAAAGCUAUGCAGAUUUACUGAGAAAUAAUCUUCCCUGCUUAUUUCAAUCAUGGUUCUGAACGGAUCAUCACUGUAUGGCUUAUUAGGGAUGGAAAGGGGUUGGAGAAAAAACAGAGGGAACACAGGCAGCAGGAGCUAUUCCUUAGCACCUCAGCAAAAUAACAAGAAGCAACAAACAAACAAAAAUUGCUAAGCAAAUGACGAGCAGUUUGUGAUGAGAGGUCCACCAUGGGACUUUUCAGACGAGGGAUGUCCAACCUCAGCACACAUUGGCAACUUUUAAGACUUGUGUGGACUUCAGCUCCCAGAAUUCCCCAGCCAGCAAUGCUGGGAGUUGAAGUUCACAGGUCUUUAAAGUUGCCAAGGUUGGACACCCCUCCUUUAGACCAAGAGAAGGUUGGCAGCUGCCCAAGGGUGCCAUCUGCUGCCCGUGAUGCUGAAGAGCAACGCCACUAGAAUAUACGCAACUUAUUUGGGUUUCUCCAACCUUUUCUCAACCUUGAGAUUUACGAUUAAAUCAACGCAGGGUUCUGGGAACUGGAAUGAUGUAGUUUGUCAGAGGGAAGGAUGAGUUCACUGACAAUGAGGAAGCAAGUAAAUGAGUUGGAGGUCCGUAUCCUUUCCUUGCCACGGGCUUCCAUUCAGUAGUGGGGUCCUUCCAGUGAAGCAAGCAAAGUCCAUCCCACUAACCGUAUUCUCUUUGCUUAAGGACCAUGAUGUUCUUUGUAGAGUCCCUUGUGGUUCUUGAGACAUCAGUACUAUCUAAGCUCCUGCACUUCUGGGGAGCUAUCAUGUUAAGCUUCCUAUCCUGGAAAUGUAGUAAUUUACAUUCCACACACACACACACACAGUUUUUUAAAAAGCCCUUUGAAAAAAGGUUGAUUCAUUGAUAGGACAGGUAGACAAAUUCCAUGCCAGCAGACCCGGGAGAUGUGGGCAGACAAGCCCAGGAUGAGAAAGGGAGGGGCAGAAUCUUUGGGGGUAACCACUGAUGAUCUAUAGUAGACAAUGUUCAGAAGCAACCCAGCCCAGCUUCAAAUGGGUUGUUCAAGUGCCAUUGCUUGGAAGAGAAAUCUAUGGAUAUUGAGCAUGCACAAACCUGCAAAGCAUACGGUUAAAUAAACAUGCCCUGUCCAGAGAUUUUUUUUUAAAAUUGUUGUUCAGAUGCCUAGGAGCUGCCCCUUUCUAUGCUAUAUAUAAAAUGUUGUUUUUUUAAAAAAAAAUACUGUACAUAAAAAGAAAUAAACCUUUGUAAUAAGAGAGGCUGGGUAUGGAUCUU